Protopterus annectens (West African lungfish) is the source of this 3891-nucleotide messenger RNA. It is a transcript of the gene CIZ1, whose product is annotated as CDKN1A interacting zinc finger protein 1. Gene Ontology annotation, cellular component: nucleus. The transcript has 20 exons. Bases 1328 to 3706 code for a protein of 792 amino acids. Lineage: Eukaryota; Metazoa; Chordata; Ceratodontiformes; Protopteridae. The record is from RefSeq and is a predicted model, not a curated record. Gene Ontology annotation, molecular function: zinc ion binding; nucleic acid binding.
AGACAAGCAGAGAAGGAAAGAAUGUCAUUCUACAUUUGUGAGCAUAUAUGAGGCAAGGCUAUGGACCACUAAAGAGACAGCAGCCUGGGUAUCAGUGUUAGGCCACUGCGGCCACUAGAAUCAUAAAAAAGCAAAGGAGAAGCAGAAAUAAAGGACCAAAAUCUCUGCAACUGCCUUGCUGUUUUAUCUUUUUCAUAAGGCUACAGCAGGUGUUAACCUCUGCCCAGUGGUACAUUCCAAGCAGAUACUUUCAAGAAUAACUGGAUCAGACUUUGCUUUACAGACCAAUCAGAAACCACCUAUAAGGAAAUGCAUAUAAACCAACCUUUGUGAUCCGGAAGCACAGAGAUAUGAGUGACACUAUCCUACAGCUUUCAGCAGAAGUGGGAGUAUCCAAAUAACGUUGCCACUUACACGGCCUCUACAAACUGCCCGGAGAAGUCUGAUCUUCCAUGCAGAAUUGAUGUGACUGAGGGCAAUCCUCCUUCUCCCUCCCAAUGUAGGGGAUCUGCUCACACACCACUGGACUAUAAAUAUACUGCCUCCAAGGUCACAUAAACUCAGGGAAAAAGUAUUUACAGACAAGCGUCUUGCCCUGGAAUACACUGACAAGCAUUCAACUGUGAGCAAAUGAGCCACAAGCAACUGAACAGCAAGUAAAUAAAAGUCCUAGAAACUGUUUUUCGGAUUUCCAAACGUCCAUACCGGCUGAUGACUUCGCGAUGGGGGACUCCUUAAGCAGCCGGACUACCGAUAGCACCACAUCAAAAAACGCACCCUCUGAGGCAGCAAAAGCAUUUCCGCUUCAUUCGUGAAGUAGUUUAACUUCGUGAAGGCUGUAAAUCGUCAGAAGUACCUCUUGGACACCAAACAGCUGAAAACAAAGUCCUUAUCUGAUCAAACAAUGGCCUAAUAGAAGAAAAUAGCAAACAAAAGGAAACCAAGACUUUGACUUGUAGCAGGAGAUAAAUCCGACCUCGGAUGUCAUGCACUUCUAAUCGGAAGACCAGACUAGCUCUCUGAAGCAGGCAAACUCUUGAAAACCACCAAAAAGACAAAUUAGAAUAAACUAAAACUUCGCUUAGGCUGGAGGAAUGGCAGCUACCCGCUUUGAUUCUCCUUCUUCAGAGAUGAAUGCAUCAUUCAUGCAAUAACCCCAUGCUUGUGAUGUUCACAAAGUGAGGAUAUGAGGAAACAACCCAAACGAUUAGCUUGAGUCACUAGUGAUCAUGUGCAAAGAGGUUGGACACAUGAGGAAUGUCAACUGUUUUCUACUUUGGAAGAUACAACACAAAUGAGCCAGAAAUUAUGUUCACCACUGUGAUUCAUGCAACAGGAAAUGAUGUCUGUUCAGCAGCAGUUACUGAAUGUUCGAUCAGCCAGUCAGCCUUCUAUUCUUAAUGCAAAUCCCAUGCUUCAGCAAACAUUAUUCAUGCAACAGAUGCAAGGUAAUAUGAGAGGAUUUAAGAUGACUGGAGGUCCACCACUGCAUCCGUUUUUCUCUCAAGCUGCAAGACCUUCUGUUCUUGGAGUACCUGUUGUUAGAGUUUCAGUACCAAUGAAACCAACUCGUCUUGGCUUUCCAAACAUUCCUUUUACACAACAGACAAGAGUAUUUUAUAAAGACAACCAAAGGUCUUCAUCAGAUCGGAAGAGAGAGUUGGAGCAGGCUUCAGCAUCCAGAUCUUCAACAGUGGCAAAGAACCAAGGAGGUAAAGCGCCAGAUGGCAUGGAUCCAGACAGUGAAACUUCAUCACAAGCAAACCGUGCUGAACAACCUGCAACAAAGCGAGUAAAACUUAAAAGUCCUGAGGAAGAAACUGGGGAAAAUGAAGGCACUGCAGCUUCCGAGCAGCGAGAGGUAGAGGACACUGAGAUCUUACAAAGUCAAAAGACUGAUGGAUCAGAUUUGAUGGUUAAACCCAAAACUGGAGCAGAUGAAGAUGAAAUGAGGAGGAGUGAUUGUGAAAGUUCCCGGAAAUCUGAUGCUUCCAAGGAGAAUAAAAAUACUGAGUUGCUGAGUACAGGUGGAUCAUUGAAAGUAACUAUUCAGCAAUGCAGUGAAAGCAGAGCAAUCAGCACAACAGUAUCAGAUCCUGGGCACAAAUGCACUGAACAAUCUACUACAAGCUCCGGAGUUCAAAGUUUUGAAUCAGUCCGUAAAUUUUUCUGCUACAUCUGCAACAUGAACUGUUUCAGCCAGCAGAACUUCAAGCUUCACAUGAGUGGGAUCCAUCACCAACAACGAUUACUUGGGAUUCAGCAAAUGAGCAGUGCCUGCCUUGUUUCACUGCUACCGAAAGUGAGGCAGGAUGCCCAGAGUCUGGAACAAGCAAAGUGCAGCAGCGGAGAAAGAAGAAGCCAUCAGCAAAAGUGGUGCAGUACUUGUCAGGCUCACUUCUCAGGCGAUCUGAUUAAACAUCGCAGGACUCAAGUGCACAAGCUUAGUAAGCAUUCCCUGCGCCCUUUCUGUGUUGUCUGCAGCCGACACUUCAGGACCCCGCGGAAGUUUGUAGAGCAUAUGAAGUCUCCAGAGCACAAGCAGAAGGCAAAGGAGGCCAAGUUUCGGGAACAGGGUGGACCAGAAGACUCUGAGAAGUUAAUCACCUUGGAUGCUGUAGGUUGUUUUGAAGAAGCUGAUGAAAAUGGAGGAGUAAGUGAAGAAGAUGAAGGAUCUGGCCAUCAACAGGUUAGAAAAAAGGAUUCAAGCCUACAAGCAGCUGAAGGUGGUAGUACUUACAAUCCUAACACUUUCUAUGGUCCAGAGUUUGUGGUUCCAGUAACAGGUUUUCUUUGCAGGCUUUGUCACAAAUUUUGUCAUUCAGAAUCAGCAGUCAACACCCACUGCAAGUCUCGCUUGCAUUUUGAGUGUGUACAGACAUAUAAAAAGGAGAUAAACUAUGCUGCUAUGGAAUCACAGUCCAGAACAAAAGAAACUUCAGCUGAUAAUGAAUUAGUCCAAGGUGAAGAUAACUGCAUCGAUUCAAAAGCAGAUGACCAACAGAACACAGACGAGAAUGAAUAUGCAGAAUUGUCUGAAAAUGGAAAUGGAUUUGAAGCAUUACCUGAUAAGCCGUUCUCUUUGGGGGAAGGGCAUGAGCAAGGCAGUCAGAAUGCAAGGGAAACUGAUAAAUGUCCUGUUAAAGAUGAGAAAGAAGGAGAGAUUCUUGUAGCUGCUGACUCAGACAUUGGGAACUCUGAACCACAUGACAACUACAAUGCUACAGGUAAUGGUGGGGCUGACUAUCAAGUUGAAAGUGCCAUGGUUUUAGAGGCAGGAGAAACUGAUGUGGAGUCAAACAGCUGCAGCCAAGAACAAGUUGGAGUGGAUGAUGACAGCACUGUUGAACUAGAACUUGAGAAUGCCGAGGACUUGAGUUUAGACAGGUCUAAUGAUCAAGAAGUGGAAAUUGAUGAGUCUAAAGAUCAAGAAGUGGAAAUUGAUGAGUCUAAAGAUCAGGAAGUGGAAAUUGAUGAGUCUAAAGAUCAAGAAGUGGAAAUUGAUGAAUCUAAAGAUCAAGAAGUGGAAAUUGAUGAGUCUAAAGAUCAAGACGUGGAAAUUAAUGAGUCUAAAGAUCAAGAAGUGGAAAUUGAUGAGUCUAAAGAUCAAGAAGUGGAAAUUGAUGAGUCUAAAGAUCAAGAAGUGGAAAUUGAUGAGUCAACAGGUGAAAAAGAGGAAUCCAGCCCUACAGAGAGGCCUUACUAAGGGUUCCCCAAGUAGGCAUACAAGUUGAAGUGGAACAGGAUGAAUGUCAGAAGAAUGGCUUGUGUGCAGGAAAACAAACAGUAUAAUGUUUGCCAGAAGUAUAUUUGGCUGAAUAUUUCUAAUUUAAGAGAUUAACAUACUCUUUGUUCUUUAAAACUGCAUUUAUUAAAAAAAUAAUUAGAUUA